UUGUACAGAUUAUUUGUAUGUGUGCUAUACUUAAGAGAAUAAAGUUGCCACAGGUUGUGUUUUUACACAGUACUGUGUCAUCAGGUUGUGUUUUUACACAGUACUGUCAUCAGGUUGUGUUUUUACACAGUACUGUGUCAUCAGGUUGUGUUUUUACACAGUACUGUGUCAUCAGGUUGUGUUUUUACACAGUACUGUGUCAUCAGGUUGUGUUUUUACACAGUACUGUGUCAUCAGGUUGUGUUUUUACACAGUACUGUGUCAUCAGGUUGUGUUUUUACACAGUACUGUGUCAUCAGGUUGUGUUUUUACACAGUACUGUCAUCAGGUUGUGUUUUUACACAGUACUGUCAUCAGGUUGUGUUUUUACACAGUACUCUGUCAUCAGGUUGUGUUUUUACACAGUACUCUGUCAUCAGGUUGUGUUUUUACACAGUACUGUGUCAUCAGGUUGUGUUUUUACACAGUACUGUGUCAUCAGGUUGUGUUUUUACACAGUACUGUGUCAUCAGGUUGUGUUUUUACACAGUACUGUGUCAUCAGGUUGUGUUUUUACACAGCACUGUGUCAUCAGGUUGUGUUUUUACACAGCACUGUGUCAUCAGGUUGUGUUUUUACACAGCACUGUGUCAUCAGGUUGUGUUUUUACACAGUACUGUGUCAUCAGGUUGUGUUUUUACACAGUACUGUGUCAUCAGGUUGUGUUUUUACACAGUACUGUGUCAUCAGGUUGUGUUUUUACACAGUACUGUGUCAUCAGGUUGUGUUUUUACACAGUACUGUGUCAUCAGGUUGUGUUUUUACACAGUACUGUGUCAUCAGGUUGUGUUUUUACACAGUACUGUCAUCAGGUUGUGUUUUUACACAGUACUGUCAUCAGGUUGUGUUUUUACACAGUACUCUGUCAUCAGGUUGUGUUUUUACACAGUACUCUGUCAUCAGGUUGUGUUUUUACACAGUACUGUGUCAUCAGGUUGUGUUUUUACACAGUACUGUGUCAUCAGGUUGUGUUUUUACACAGUACUGUGUCAUCAGGUUGUGUUUUUACACAGUACUGUGUCAUCAGGUUGUGUUUUUACACAGCACUGUGUCAUCAGGUUGUGUUUUUACACAGCACUGUGUCAUCAGGUUGUGUUUUUACACAGCACUGUGUCAUCAGGUUGUGUUUUUACACAGCACUGUGUCAUCAGGUUGUGUUUUUACACAGCACUGUGUCAUCAGGUUGUGUUUUUACACAGCACUGUGUCAUCAGGUUGUGUUUUUACACAGCACUGUGUCAUCAGGUUGUGUUUUUACACAGCACUGUGUCAUCAGGUUAUGUUUUUACACAGCACUGUGUCAUCAGGUUGUGUUUUUACACAGUACUGUGUCAUCAGGUUGUGUUUUUACACAGUACUGUGUCAUCAGGUUGUGUUUUUACACAGUACUCACAGUCAUUAGUUUUCCUUUAAAUGUUUUGGGCACUUCAGGGAUUGAUAUGAUACAGUGGAGUCUGAUCUCAUACUUUUCAAGAGGGCAGAUAUCAGAGCAGUAUAAAAGGGCUCCUGGGUGGCUCAGCGGUCUAAGGCAUCACUACAGACCCUGGUUCGAUCCCGGGUGGUAUCACAACCGGACGUAAUUCCGGAGUCCCAUAGGACAGUGCACAAUUGGUCCAGUGUCGUCCGGCUAAGGGGAGGGUUUGGCCGGGGAAGGCCGUCUUUGUAAAUAAGGAUUUGUUCGUAUCUACUUGCCUAGUUAAGUAAAGGAUACAUACAGGUUAAAAAUAAGCUCAGGGACCAUAUGUAUCAACCAUCUCAGUGUAGGAGUGCUGAUCUAGGAUCAGAGCCCCCCCCUGUCCAUAUAAUCCUGUUCAUUGUUAUCUAAAUGGCUAAACUGAUCCUAAAUCAGCAGUCUUUCACUCUGAGACACUUGAUAUAUAAUAAGGCCCCAGGAGCCUACCAACUUUCCUCCUUGUGAAGUCCUCCUCUCAUAAAGGAUGUUAUCACGCGGGUUGUGUUGGUCCGCUGUGAAAAGGUCCCUGUGUUUACAUGGCUGCCCACUGUUAGAGAGAAAAGGACUGGUCCCUGUGUUGACAUGGCUGGUCCCUGUUAGAGAGAAAAGGACUGGUCCCUGUGUUGACAUGGCUGCCCACUGUUAGAGAGAAAAGGCCUGGUCCCUGUGUUGACAUGGCUGCCCACUGUUAGAGAGAAAAGGACUGGUCCCUGUGUUGACAUGGCUGCCCACUGUUAGAGAGAAAAGGACUGGUCCCUGUGUUUACAUGGCUGCCCACUGUUAGAGAGAAAAGGACUGGUCCCUGUGUUUACAUGGCUGCCCACUGUUAGAGAGAAAAGGACUGGUCCCUGUGUUGACAUGGCUGCCCACUGUUAGAGAGAAAAGGCCUGGUCCCUGUGUUGGCAUGGCUGCCCACUGUUAGAGAGAAAAGGACUGGUCCCUGUGUUGACAUGGCUGCCCACUGUUAGAGAGAAAAGGACUGGUCCCUGUGUUUACAUGGCUGCCCACUGUUAGAGAGAAAAGGACUGGUCCCUGUGUUUACAUGGCUGCCCACUGUUAGAGAGAAAAGGACUGGUCCCUGUGUUGACAUGGCUGCCCACUGUUAGAGAGAAAAGGAACAAGCAUGUUGGAGUGGAGUCUCUUACAGGCCACCCAAGAGCUAUUGUUGCUAAGCUACAUGUCCAACCCACCAGUUUUAGCUGCACUGUCUGUUCUAUUUAAGGACAAUUCUAGAAUGGACUCUUGUAUUCAUGGAAAGGUAACACAGUUGUUCCGUCACAAUGUUCCGUCUCGUCUCAUAGCCACUGUAUCUCUGUGGUGAGGAAAGAGACUAUGUAAUGUUGAGUUCAAAAUAUCACACUGAAAUGAAUGUCAAUGUUGUUAGUAGGUCUGUGCUGGUUUAUGCCCAUCAAGUUAUGAAAAGGGUUCAUUCAGACCAUUAGGGUCAGGUAAGAAACAGGGUACAAAGGAACAAUAUACACCAUAUAUACAAAAGUAUGUGGACAGCCCAUCAAAUGAGUGGAUUCAGCUAUUUUAGCCACACCCAUUGCUGACAGGUGUAUAAAAUCGAGCUCACAGCCAUGCAAUCUCCAUAGACAAACAUUGGCAGUAGAAUGGCCUUACUGAAGAGCUCAGUGACUUUCAAGGUGGCACCGUCAUAGGAUGCCACCUUUAAAACAAGUCAGUUUGUCAAAUUUCUGCCCUGCUAGAGCUGGCCCGGUCAACUGUAAGAGCUGUUAUUGUGAAGUGGAAACAUCUAGUAGCAACAACGGUUCAAGUCGUAGGCCACACAAGCUCACAGAACGGGACAACCGAGUGCUGAAGCGUGUAGGGCAUAAAAAUCAUCUGUUCUCGGUUUGUAAAACUCACUACUGAGUUUCAAACUGCCCCUGGAAGCAACAUCAGCACAAUAACUGUUUGUCAGGAGCUUCAUGAAAUGGUUUUCCAUGGCCGAGCAGCCGCACACAAGCCUGAUAUCACCAUGCGCAAUGCCAAGCAUCGGCUGGAGUGGUGUAAAGCUCGCCGCCAUUGGACUCUGGAGCAGUGGAAAUGCGUUCUCUGGCGUGAUGAAUCACGCUUCACCAUCUGGCAGUCCGACAGACGAAUCUGGGUUUGGCGGAUGCCAAAGAGAACCCUACCUGCCCCAAUGCAUAGUGCCAACUGUAAAGUUUGGUGGAGGAGGAAUAAUGGCCUGGGGCUGUUUUUCAUGGUUCUGGCAAGGCUCCUUAGAUCCAGUGAAGGGAAAUCUCAACCCCAUCGAACACCUUUGGGAUGAACUGGAACAGACUCCUACACAUACUUUAAAGGCUGCAUCCCAAAUGGGCCCUGGCACAAAGCGCACUAUAAAGGGAACAGGGAUCCAUUUAGGAUGCAGACUUUAAAGUAUGUGUAGGAGUCUGUUCAGAAAGCAGAAGUUUCACUGACACAGUAUGUCCUACCUGGUUUCAGUUCCCGUUAUUCUGUGGAGGCUAUAAAUGAUGGAGCAUAAUAACUGUAAAGUCAAUUACUCCAAAAGAAACAAGUCAUGGAAAGGAAUCUCCCUAAUUACGGCUACAUGAAGUUGGGAUGCAAUGCCGAGGUCAUAGGGCUAGAGUAUGUGUUACACACAUAUUUCAUUUUUAUUAAAAAAUAUAUGUUUUAGGUAUGCAAAAUACUCUAACUUGGUUGCGCAGUCAGCCUGGUAAAAAGGCAUCCUUUUAGAGGGAGUUCUAUUAUGACCGUGUACGGGGCAUGCGCGUUUCUCCAAGGCCAGUUUCCAUAGCAGUGGUCGCACCGCGAGAUAAGUUCUCCAACUUAUGAUGAUUGACUGACACCCACCGUGCGAGCUCCUUUGAUAUGGAUCUUACUAUGGACUUACGUACGUUACAUUUUAUACAGCCUAGUAGCCUUCCUAAAUGUUGCCUGCCCAAUUGAUUCAGUGCGCUUUUGCGUUUUGGCAAGAGACUGUAGCUGAGACACAAGUCCGACUGAUUGGGUAAAACAAACAAUUAUGGGCAAUCAAGACGGUGAAUUCUGCUUCUUAAUUUAAGCAAAUGUUUAUUUUGGUCACAGUGUGCUUUUCGUUUUUUAACGCCAUCCGACAAAACUGUGCACGUUGGUGUUUUGGAAAAUGAUGAGCUGUUUUGGGCGGGGGCUGAGGCGGACGGCCCCUGCACGCGGCAGCAGCAGGAAUGAGCUGGUGACCCCCUCGACGGCAUCUCUAACCAGGGUUAACGGCUGGGCCUGUCCCCCUCACUCCUUCCAGCUGGUGGGAUGGACAAUAUACAGCUACAUGGCUGUAGUUGGCUUUGGGAUCUAUAUCCCACUACUACCUUCACCCUGGAGCCACAUGGCCUACUCUCUGACUGGCAUAGCCUUCAUUGUGCACCUGGUCACCCAUCUAGCUGCCGUGUCUAUAGACCCCGCAGAGGCAGGCGUCCGUGCCAAGAAGAGCUACUCCAACCCACUGCCUGUCUUCGACAAGAAGAAACAACCACAUGUUAUCCACAACCUACACUGCUACCUGUGUAAAAUCAAUGUGGACCCAAAAGUGAAACACUGUGGUGUGUGCAACAAGUGUAUUGAAGACUUUGACCACCACUGUAAAUGGCUGAACAACUGUGUGGGGGGACAGAACUACUGGUACUUCUUUGUGACGGUGUUGUCUGCUACACUGGGCGUCCUUGUGCUUCUCAUGGUCGUCCUGUUCAUCUGCAUCCAGCAUUAUAUGGACCCUGCCAGUCUCCGCACCGCACCACAGUUUACCAGUGUGAUGAGUAACGGGACGUGGCUGGUCUUCCUACCCCUGGCACCCAUGGAGACAGGGUCAGGGAGUCUCCUGGUUGUCGCCUUCCUCACGGUCAUGUUGGCUACUGGCUCUCUACUGCUGCUGGUUCACCUACUGGGCUUCCACAUCUAUCUCUUGUUAAACCAAAUGAGCACGUAUGACUACAUUAUAACAAGACGUCGUAAACAGACCAGCCAGCAGGACGUAGAGAUGGGCUUUCCCCAGUCAUCUGACAGCAACGCAGGACAGAAUCAUCCACAAAUGGAGCCCUCCAUCGAUUGUGAUGCGUUGUUGUCAGACAGUGUCAGCUGCAAGAAUCAGGAAACAGGAACCAUUUCAAGUCGACCUUCUGGAUCUUUCUGUACUGAGUUGGACAACUUUACUAAAUCAUCAGAAAAGGAAAAUGGCUUUUACUAUGGCACAGAGCUACCCACCCAGAUUAUACCAGGUGAAGUGGUGAUGGAUGACCCCUUGGGCUGGAGGUCGGGUGGAGGUGGAGAGGGCCCCAGAGCAGGCCCGUGUGAGGGUGUCCCCUGCACUGACAGAGCUCAUCAGUAGCUGGUCUCUGAUGCUCUGCAGGUGGCCACACACAGUACCUGAGGAACUAAAGGCAUUGACACGCCAUAGUGAACGUCGGCCGUGUGCAGUACAGUAGAUCACCUACUGGAUGUUGACUAACUGUGGUCGAUACAACAUGUCAAAUCUUUGGGAAAUGAACAAAAAAUGACUGUUGAUGUUGUCUGGUCAGAAGCCAUGGAAUCGUCCACGGCAGCAGUAUUGACCCAGCACAGCACCGGGGAACAAAUAGAAUGUUCAUGCUGGAUUGAAGCCACCGUGAUGCGUCCAACGGACCUGCUGCUGUUGCCUAUGACGAUCACCACUUGAAACUGGAAAUGGACAUUUAUAAUUUACACUGGAUAUUUACACUGAGUGAUAGGAAGGACAUUUAUUUUGCAGCAAUUUUAUGUAUUUUAUCUGGGGAUUUAAAUAAUUGUUUUACCUAUGUUUUAUUUGUUAAUUUAGCCAUUUCAGAUCAUAAUGUUCUUGCCUGAAUUUUUAAAUAAAAUGUGUAAACAUA
Messenger RNA from Oncorhynchus kisutch (coho salmon), 6335 nucleotides. RefSeq names its product probable palmitoyltransferase ZDHHC11. Gene Ontology annotation, molecular function: protein-cysteine S-palmitoyltransferase activity. Gene Ontology annotation, biological process: peptidyl-L-cysteine S-palmitoylation; protein targeting to membrane. Gene Ontology annotation, cellular component: Golgi apparatus; endoplasmic reticulum. The record is from RefSeq and is a predicted model, not a curated record. Bases 4601 to 5815 code for a protein of 404 amino acids. The transcript has 13 exons. Lineage: Eukaryota; Metazoa; Chordata; Actinopteri; Salmoniformes; Salmonidae.